This is a messenger RNA of Monoraphidium neglectum, 957 nucleotides long. Its product is annotated as methylenetetrahydrofolate dehydrogenase(NADP+) / methenyltetrahydrofolate cyclohydrolase. Gene Ontology annotation, biological process: tetrahydrofolate interconversion. Gene Ontology annotation, molecular function: methylenetetrahydrofolate dehydrogenase (NADP+) activity; methenyltetrahydrofolate cyclohydrolase activity. The record is from RefSeq and is a predicted model, not a curated record. The coding region runs from base 1 to 957 and encodes 318 amino acids. Gene Ontology annotation, cellular component: cytosol. The transcript has 4 exons. Lineage: Eukaryota; Viridiplantae; Chlorophyta; Chlorophyceae; Sphaeropleales; Selenastraceae.
AUGGGCGCGGGGUCGCUGGACCCCCGCAAGGAUGUCGACGGCUUCCACCCACUCAACAUGGGGCGAAUGUUGAUGCGCGGUCGCGCGCGCGCAUUUGUGCCGGCAACCCCACUGGGCGUGAUGGAGCUCCUGCAGCGGAGUGGGCUGGAGGUUGCGGGGCGCAGCGCGGUGGUGCUGGGCGACUCAAACGUGGUGGGAACGCCACUCAGCUGCCUGCUGCGCGACCGCGGGGCCGCGGCCGUGACGGUGUGCCACCGCGUCAGCCUGACAGAGUGGUUUGAGGACCAAGAGCAGCUCCCGGGCGCGCUGCGGCCGCGGCAGCAGGAAGGGGACGGAGGCGGCAGCGGUAGUGGCGGCGGCGGCGGCCCUCAGCAGCCACAAGCCAAUGAGCUGCAGCGCGCCGCGGCUGUACUGGGCAGCUCCCAAUUCGAAUCCCACCACCUCCCCGACAUCACUCGGACCGCGGACUUCCUCAUUGUCGCGGUCGGCCACCCCGGACUAGUCCGCGCGGACUGGGUCAAGCCGGGGGCGGUGGUGGUGGACGUGGGGAUCAAUGUGGUGCCGGGGCCGCCGGCUGUGGAGGCGGCCGACCAGGGCGUUGGCGACCAGCAGCAGCAGCAGCAGCAGCAGCAGCAGCAGCAGCUGGACGUGCCUUACGGCAGCUCGCCCCGCUACCAGACCAGCAGCAGCUACAGCCCGGCUGCCCCAAGCCCAUCCGCCUGCCCCGGCGUCGCCGACGGCGAUGCCCCGGCCGGCGCCUCCGGCGCCGCGGCGCAAGGGCAGCAGGGCGGGUACCACGUGGUUGGUGACGUGGCGUUUGAGGAGGUGUCCCGCGUGGCAAGCGUGGUGACGCCAGUGCCCGGUGGUGUCGGGCCGAUGACGAUCUCUGCGCUGCUGUCCAACACGCUGCGGGCUGCGCGCUACAGCUCGGGGCUGCUGCCCUGGUGGACGGGGUGA